AGAAGAUUAUAAAUGGUGGGUGGUGAUAAAAUUUUGAAUAUUUGACAUUUCCAAAAUAAUAUUAAUUUCAAAGUGAAAUUCGAUAUUCCAUAUUAAUGUUAUUUGUAGAACUAUGAAAUACUAUGUCAAUAACAAUGAUGAAAUUGUUAGUUACACUUUUGGCUAGCCUCAUUUCAUUAUCUCUUCCCUUCAAUAAAGUUAAUGCAGGAGUGAUGCACAGCCAUACGAACGAAUUACACAAAGAACGUGAAACUGACGGAGCCUACAGUCCCAGAGAUCACAGUCAUUUUUCUGAAGAAGGUGAACAUUUCAGUGAAUUCGAUCAUGAAGCCAUACUGGGAAGUCACAAGGAAGCAGAAGAUUAUGAUCAUUUACCUCCUGAAGAGGCUAAAAGGAGAUUGAGUAUACUACUCAAGAAAAUGGAUAUCAAUGGCGAUGAACAAAUUGAUAGGAAAGAACUCAAGGCUUGGAUCAUUCGCUCUUUCAAAAUGUUAUCAGAAGAAGAAGCCAGAGACAGAAUGGAAGACGCUGAUGAAGACAAUGAUAACAUGGUUACUUGGGAAGAAUAUAUAUCUGACACUUAUGGGCUCGAUAGUACGGAGAAGGAAGUAAAAUUUGGGGAUGAAAAUGACAAACUGAUUCAAGAUGAUAAGAUCAUGUGGAAAGCUGCAGACAUCAACAGUGACGGUAUUCUUGAUAGCGAAGAAUGGAUAGCAUUCACCCAUCCAGAAGAGCAUCCUAAUAUGCUUCCCAUUAUUUUAGGACAAACUUUGAAUGAUUACGAUAAAGACGGCGAUGGAUUUAUAAACUUUCAGGAAUACAUUGGCAACCGAGGCGAGACGGAUUAUGGUGAUCAUCUUCACAAUAUACACCAUUUCAACGAUGAGCUGUGAUGUGUACAAUAGAACUGGACUCUUCAACAUCGUUUUUGUUCUUUCUAGAAUGUGGUAGUGUCAGAAUCUCCAGUAUUGGGAUCACGUGGAGAAGAUAUCACUACUUGAAGCAGCAACAUGAUUUUAAUUUGAAAUUUCGACUCUUUGUUGUCUAACAUGAAAAACCUGAAUGAAAUUUACCAUUUGUAUUGGUCUUGCUAUUUCUGACUACCUGCUAUUUCUAACUACCUUAUCAUAUAUCCUAAUUUUUCCACCAAACACUUCAACGCUUUUUAUAUAUAUCUCAAAGUUAUUAUCAGAAACCUUCCACUAUAAAAUAUUUGUAUAUGAAUCCUUAUAAAAAUUAUAAAAAGUCUAUUCAAUAAGACCUCAAGGUUUGGGUCCCUGGUUUCAUUCCAUAACAGGUGACUGAAUUAAAUGACUAACGUGCGCAAUUCAGCGCAGGUAGUCAGACUUUAUUAGUGUUAAUUUGAGUAAUGCUCGAUAGAACUACUACUCAAGACUAUAUAGGGAAGCAAUAGAAAUUCAAAAGACAUAGAAACAAUUUUGAUCCAUAAAAUAACAAUAAGUUGUACAGGUAAAAGGUUAUUGAAUUGAACUAAAAUAGAAAAGAAGCCAUGAACACCACCGAUGGAAUGAAACCAAAGACUCAAACCUUGAAAGUUGUGUCUGCUGUCCAAGGCACUUCCUCUAUUGCCUCUUUCGAUAAUGACUACUGCAGUCAUAUAUGAAAACCUGCAGACCAUGCCCAACAAACCUAGAAAAUAGAUUCAACACACUUUAUCUACCAUUCGUAAAAAUGGGAUGUGAUUAGUUGCCUCAAUACAUUUUUUACAAGUCAGUUGAUACCAUCAUUAAAUGUAAAAUUUCAUUCGGGAAGUAGUAUAGGCUGUAGAUUGCUGAAAAAAUAAUUACUGUUGACUUUCUUAUCGAUUAUUGAAAUGCUUAUUUUGUUUGAUCUUAAAAGUCUUUCGUGAAAUGUUGCCAUCCUCACAUUUAAACCUCGAGAUAAUACCUGGUUGCCAAGAAAAGUUGGAAAUUUUGUUCAAACAUAUGUGAAAGGUUGUUAUUUCUGGCCUCGUCAUAAUUUUAUUUUUGAAUAAAAAUUAGGUGGUAACAAAAAUUUGAACAACUGAAUAUUUCUCAUCUCAUUAAUGUUGUUGAAACUUUCAUCUGCAUUCUUCUGUUCAUUAAAUGUCGUUGUUACCAAGGCUGGCUUUCAAAACCUUUCACAUCUCGAGUUUAUUCAAAUUGAAAAAUAAUUCGAUAUUUUAAAGAAAAUCUUUGAAUUUUUGGAUGCAAAAUAUUUUCAUAUCAUAUUCAUAUAUAUGGAAUUGAAACUAACUUUCUGGAUCAGUUGGUGAACAAUUAAGCUUGAACUUCGGCCAGAAAUGUAUUUCAGCAAUCUUUAAAUCUACACAAAAUUUGUGGGAAAUCAUCUACUGGGAAUUUCGAAAAUUACCAAAUACUGUAUUCUGGUCCAUGCAUUGCACUAUUAAUUGAAUGUUGAGUGAUAUUAUUACACCUUAUUCCUUAUAGUCAAUUCAGUUCAAAUUAUUAUCCAUUGUGUACUUUCCAGUCUCUUGUUGGCAUUUUUGGAAAAAAAAUAUUUGCAUUUACUAACAAAUAAAAAAUAUUUGAUAAUUUGAA
This is a messenger RNA of Leptinotarsa decemlineata (Colorado potato beetle), 2543 nucleotides long. RefSeq names its product reticulocalbin-2. NCBI's taxonomy places the organism in Eukaryota, Metazoa, Arthropoda, Insecta, Coleoptera, Chrysomelidae. The record is from RefSeq and is a predicted model, not a curated record. Gene Ontology annotation, molecular function: calcium ion binding. Gene Ontology annotation, cellular component: endoplasmic reticulum.